AUGAAAUGCGCCAAAAAGUGCAGUCAGAGUUGGAACACUGACUUGGAAAUUCCUCCACCAAAUAACGGAGACCAUGUAGAAGUUAGGUGUACUGUCAAGAAUAAGACUUACAGUAUAUACCAGAGCAAUGGAGAUGGGCGACCAUCAAGCAGUUAUGGAGUUCCAGGUCAGGGUGCUGGUAGUCCUGGAGGGUUUGGAGGUAAUGGAGGUGGAAGACCAUCAAGCAGCUAUGGAGCUCCAGGUCAAGGUGCUGGUAGUCCUGGAGGGUUUGGAGGUAAUGGAGGUGGAAGACCAUCAAGCAGUUAUGGUGCCCCUGGUGCCGGAGGAAACGGUGGUGGUCGACCUUCUAGCAGCUACGGUGCACCUGGUGCUGGAGGAAACGGAUUUGGAGGAGCAAGUGGUGGAAGACCAUCAAGCAGCUACGGCGCUCCCGGUCAAGGAGUUGGUAGUCCUGGAGGGUUUGGAGGUAAUGGAGGUGGAAGACCAUCAAGCAGUUAUGGUGCCCCUGGUGCCGGAGGAAACGGUGGUGGUCGACCUUCUAGCAGCUACGGUGCACCUGGUGCUGGAGGAAACGGAUUUGGAGGAGCAAGUGGUGGAAGACCAUCAAGCAGCUACGGCGCUCCCGGUCAAGGAGUUGGUGGGGCCAGUGGAUUAGGAGGAGGUGCUGGAAGGCCUUCAGGAAGUUACGGAGCACCCGGAGCAGGAGGUUCUGCAGGAUCUGGAGGCAGUGCAUCUGGAGGCUCGUACCUUCCCCCUUCACAGGGAGGUGGUCAAGGAGGAUUUGGAGGAGGAGCCCCUGGUGGUCAAGGAGGUGGAGCACCUUCUGGUUCAUACGGCGCACCCGGCGGAGGAGCACCAGGAGGCGGAGCACCAUCUGGAUCGUAUGGAAAGCCAUGAGCUGG
This is a messenger RNA of Macrosteles quadrilineatus (aster leafhopper), 902 nucleotides long. Its product is annotated as pro-resilin-like. Bases 1 to 897 code for a protein of 298 amino acids. The transcript is spliced from 2 exons. The record is from RefSeq and is a predicted model, not a curated record. Lineage: Eukaryota; Metazoa; Arthropoda; Insecta; Hemiptera; Cicadellidae.